AUGCUCCGUACACUUGUCAUCCUGGCUUCGCUCCUCUUGGCGAUCAGUGCUAGGCUCACCACCAUCAAGUCGCCAUGUGUCACCAACUGGGGGAGAUGGGCUGGAAUGAGCCGUUGUCCAUCAGGCCAAUUUGUUCGUGGAUUCAGGGUCAAGUACGAGGACCAUGCCUAUUGGGAUAGGACCGGUAUUAAUGGAAUUGAGCUAGUUUUCCAGGACUCUAAUCAGGUUGACAAAUACAUCAAGAGUGGUGAAAGCCCAAAUGGAGACUGGAAAUAUUUCAAUUACUGCCCUGCAGGGGGACCAAAAUUAAUUUAA
Molecule: messenger RNA, 315 nt
Organism: Caenorhabditis elegans
Lineage: Eukaryota; Metazoa; Nematoda; Chromadorea; Rhabditida; Rhabditidae
Source: the annotation of a RefSeq genome assembly